Messenger RNA from Podarcis muralis (Common wall lizard), 11390 nucleotides. NCBI's taxonomy places the organism in Eukaryota, Metazoa, Chordata, Lepidosauria, Squamata, Lacertidae. The record is from RefSeq and is a predicted model, not a curated record.
GGGGGACUGUGCGGUAGACACGCAGCCUCCGCCCCGCCGUCGUCCAAGAGCGCGGGAAGAGAGACGCCGCCGUGAGGAGGAGAAGGAAGAGGCGGCGACGGCGGCGGAGGCGGCGCUGUCAUCUCCCCAUCUGUCCCUUUUUCCCGGCUGCUGGGAGGGGAGUGGAGGGAGGAGAGGCGGUUAAGCGGGAGAGAGAGAGGCAGGCGAGGCGAGGCGGCCUCAGGACGUGUCUGUCGGUAGCCUUUCUGGCUGCUCUGCUAUGGCUGCAGCAGUAACGGCGGCGGCGGCGGCGGCGGCCGGGAGAGGGGGAGCAGGUGGAGAGUUGAGAGACUGCAGUGAAGCUACCCUGGAGACAUGGCGGACCAAUGCCUCUGAAUAAGCAAAAAAAAAAAAAAAGGAAGGGAAAAAGGGGGGUUAAAAUAAACAAAUAAAUCCCCCUCUGCCUCCCUCUCCCUUCUCCUCCUCGGUCUCCAGGGCCAGUUAUGAUGCCGGGUUGAGGUAGCAAAACGAAGCCGAGGAGCCGAAGGACAAAUGGUGCAGCAGCCUCGGGGGGGCUUUGAAUUCCUCCUUUCCGCUCCUUCAUGGUGCGCCGCAUCCCCUCCCUUAGCCUUAAGCCGAUGUAGCUGGCUGCUUCUCAGGAGGAGCCUCCCGGGGAGAAUCGCCGGCUGCCCUGUGCCUCCUGCAUCUUUCCAUCCCUCCAUCUGUCCGCCCGCCCCUCCUCCUCCUCCUCCCUUUCCCCUUUCAUCUCACUCUCGCCAUCCAUCCUUCUCUUUGCCUCCCCCACCCUUCCAACCUCCAAGGCUAUGGCUGCGGAAGAGGUGUUGGAGACGGUGGAUCACUACAAGUCCGAGAUCGAGAGGCUGACCAAAGAGCUCACGGAAACAACCCAUGAGAAGAUCCAGGCUGCGGAAUAUGGGCUGGUGGUCUUGGAAGAAAAACUCACCCUCAAGCAGCAAUAUGAUGAGCUGGAAGCGGAAUAUGAUGUCCUUAAGCAGGAGCUCGAGCAGCUGAGAGAGGCAUUUGGACAGUCAUUCUCCGUACACCGCAAAGUAGCUGAAGAUGGUGAGACACGUGAGGAGACACUCCUCCAGGAGUCUGCAUCCAAGGAAGCCUAUUACCUAGGGAAGAUUUUGGAAAUGCAGAAUGAAUUGAAACAAAGUAGGGCUGUUGUUACCAACGUUCAGGCAGAGAAUGAACGACUGACGGCGAUUGUGCACGACUUAAAAGAGAGCAAUGAAAUGGCAGAGCUGCAGAGAAUUCGGAUGAAAGAUGAGAUAAGAGAAUACAAGUUCAGAGAGGCAAGACUCCUUCAGGACUAUACAGAACUUGAAGAAGAAAACAUUACAUUGCAAAAGUUGGUUUCCACACUGAAACAGAACCAGGUUGAAUAUGAAGGCCUGAAACACGAGAUAAAACGAUUUGAGGAAGAAACUGUAUUGCUUAAUAGCCAGCUAGAAGAUGCCAUCCGGUUAAAGGAGAUUGCGGAGCAUCAGCUAGAGGAAGCCCUGGAGACGUUAAAGAAUGAGAGAGAGCAAAAGAACAAUCUGAGGAAGGAACUCUCCCAGUAUAUCAAUCUAAAUGAUAGCAUGUAUAAUAACCAUAUUAAUAUCUCGGUAGAUGGAUUAAAGUUUGGAGAGGAUGGGAACGAACCUAAUAAUGAUGACAAAAUGAAUGGACACAUUCAUGGACCCCACAUGAAAAUGAAUGGUGACUUUCGGACUCCCACAGUUAGGAAAGCAGAAUCACUGCACCCAGUCUCAGAUCUCUUCAGUGAGCUCAACAUCUCUGAAAUGCAAAAACUGAAACAGCAGCUCAUGCAGGUGGAGCGCGAGAAAGCUAUUCUCCUGGCUAAUCUUCAGGAGUCACAGACCCAGCUGGAACACACAAAGGGGGCACUUACUGAGCAACAUGAACGGGUCCACAGGCUCACUGAGCACGUCAACGCUAUGAGGGGUUUACAAAGCAACAAAGAAUUGAAGGAGCUAGAUUUUGAGAAAGGCCGGGAUUCUGGGGAAGAAACCCAUGACUAUGAAGUGGACAUCAAUGGCUUGGAGAUUCUAGAGUGCAAAUACAAAGUAGCUGUCACGGAGGUGAUUGACCUCAAAGCUGAAAUAAAGGCCUUGAAGGAGAAAUACAAUAAAUGUGUUGAAAACUACACCGAAGAAAAGGCGAAGUAUGAGAGCAGGAUCCAGAUAUAUGAUGAGCAGGUGACAAACCUGGAAAAGUCAACUAAGGAUAGCCACGAGAAAAUGAUGCAGAUGGAAAAAGACUUGCAAAGAAUUACAGGUGUUGCAAAUGAGAACCACAAUACACUCAACACAGCCCAGGAUGAGCUGGUGACUUUCAGCGAGGAGCUGGCUCAGCUCUAUCACCAUGUGUGUUUGUGUAACAACGAAACUCCUAAUAGGGUUAUGCUAGAUUAUUACAGGCAAAGCAGAGUUACUAGAAGUGGGAGCCUCAAGGGACCUGAUGAUCCAAGGGGGCUUCUGUCCCCACGGCUGGCUAGGAGAGGGAUGGCAUCUCCAAUAGAAGUGAGGACACCGACUGAGCAGAUUUCAAGGGAGAGUGCAGAAGCCAACAAAGAGCAAAGUCCAACAAAGACACCCACAAUUUCUCCAGUCAUCACAGCCCCCCCUUCCUCCCCAGUUUCCGACACUAGUGACAUUCGCAAAGAACCGAUGAAUAUUUACAACCUGAAUGCCAUAAUAAGGGACCAAAUCAAGCACUUGCAGAAGGCUGUAGAUCGGUCGCUGCAGCUGUCCCGGCAGCGUGCAGCAGCCCGUGAACUAGUACCUAUGAUCGAUAAGGACAAGGAGGCCUUAAUGGAAGAAAUACUGAAAUUGAAGUCCCUGCUGAGUACGAAACGAGAGCAGAUAGCGACCCUAAGGGCUGUGUUGAAAGCCAACAAGCAGGUAAGCUGUCUUUCUCCUUUUCAGAGCAAUGAAAUGGCAGAGCUGCAGAGAAUUCGGAUGAAAGAUGAGAUAAGAGAAUACAAGUUCAGAGAGGCAAGACUCCUUCAGGACUAUACAGAACUUGAAGAAGAAAACAUUACAUUGCAAAAGUUGGUUUCCACACUGAAACAGAACCAGGUUGAAUAUGAAGGCCUGAAACACGAGAUAAAACGAUUUGAGGAAGAAACUGUAUUGCUUAAUAGCCAGCUAGAAGAUGCCAUCCGGUUAAAGGAGAUUGCGGAGCAUCAGCUAGAGGAAGCCCUGGAGACGUUAAAGAAUGAGAGAGAGCAAAAGAACAAUCUGAGGAAGGAACUCUCCCAGUAUAUCAAUCUAAAUGAUAGCAUGUAUAAUAACCAUAUUAAUAUCUCGGUAGAUGGAUUAAAGUUUGGAGAGGAUGGGAACGAACCUAAUAAUGAUGACAAAAUGAAUGGACACAUUCAUGGACCCCACAUGAAAAUGAAUGGUGACUUUCGGACUCCCACAGUUAGGAAAGCAGAAUCACUGCACCCAGUCUCAGAUCUCUUCAGUGAGCUCAACAUCUCUGAAAUGCAAAAACUGAAACAGCAGCUCAUGCAGGUGGAGCGCGAGAAAGCUAUUCUCCUGGCUAAUCUUCAGGAGUCACAGACCCAGCUGGAACACACAAAGGGGGCACUUACUGAGCAACAUGAACGGGUCCACAGGCUCACUGAGCACGUCAACGCUAUGAGGGGUUUACAAAGCAACAAAGAAUUGAAGGAGCUAGAUUUUGAGAAAGGCCGGGAUUCUGGGGAAGAAACCCAUGACUAUGAAGUGGACAUCAAUGGCUUGGAGAUUCUAGAGUGCAAAUACAAAGUAGCUGUCACGGAGGUGAUUGACCUCAAAGCUGAAAUAAAGGCCUUGAAGGAGAAAUACAAUAAAUGUGUUGAAAACUACACCGAAGAAAAGGCGAAGUAUGAGAGCAGGAUCCAGAUAUAUGAUGAGCAGGUGACAAACCUGGAAAAGUCAACUAAGGAUAGCCACGAGAAAAUGAUGCAGAUGGAAAAAGACUUGCAAAGAAUUACAGGUGUUGCAAAUGAGAACCACAAUACACUCAACACAGCCCAGGAUGAGCUGGUGACUUUCAGCGAGGAGCUGGCUCAGCUCUAUCACCAUGUGUGUUUGUGUAACAACGAAACUCCUAAUAGGGUUAUGCUAGAUUAUUACAGGCAAAGCAGAGUUACUAGAAGUGGGAGCCUCAAGGGACCUGAUGAUCCAAGGGGGCUUCUGUCCCCACGGCUGGCUAGGAGAGGGAUGGCAUCUCCAAUAGAAGUGAGGACACCGACUGAGCAGAUUUCAAGGGAGAGUGCAGAAGCCAACAAAGAGCAAAGUCCAACAAAGACACCCACAAUUUCUCCAGUCAUCACAGCCCCCCCUUCCUCCCCAGUUUCCGACACUAGUGACAUUCGCAAAGAACCGAUGAAUAUUUACAACCUGAAUGCCAUAAUAAGGGACCAAAUCAAGCACUUGCAGAAGGCUGUAGAUCGGUCGCUGCAGCUGUCCCGGCAGCGUGCAGCAGCCCGUGAACUAGUACCUAUGAUCGAUAAGGACAAGGAGGCCUUAAUGGAAGAAAUACUGAAAUUGAAGUCCCUGCUGAGUACGAAACGAGAGCAGAUAGCGACCCUAAGGGCUGUGUUGAAAGCCAACAAGCAGACAGCUGAAGUGGCCCUGGCUAAUCUGAAGAAUAAGUAUGAGAAUGAGAAGGCCAUGGUGACAGAAACCAUGACUAAACUACGUAAUGAGUUAAAGGCUUUGAAAGAAGAUGCAGCAACCUUCUCAUCCUUGAGAGCCAUGUUCGCAACCAGGUGUGAUGAAUACGUAACACAGUUGGAUGAGAUGCAGAGGCAAUUGGCAGCUGCAGAGGAUGAGAAGAAGACCUUAAACUCUUUGCUGCGGAUGGCUAUCCAGCAAAAGCUCGCCCUCACCCAGCGUCUGGAAGACUUAGAGUUUGAUCAUGAGCAGUCCCGGCGGAGCAAAGGCAAACUUGGAAAGAGCAAGAUCGGCAGCCCUAAAGUAAGUGAGGAGGCAUCAGCCACCGUGCCAACCAUAGACACUUUCCUCCUGCAUAGUCAGGGCCCACAGCAACCAAACAUACUGGUCAGCAGUGGCACUCAGAGGAAAAGACUAUUCUCACCUUCCCCUUGUGAUCAGAGCCAUCCCAGGACUUCAGGGACCCACCUACUGCCUUUAUUAAGAACCCCCCCUGAUCACACCUCCACAGAAUCAUUUCUUCUGAGGGGCCCCCCUUCCAUGGCCUCCAUGAAUGAAUUCUUCUAUGGGCACCGUCUCAGCAAGGAAAAAAGGUUAACCGUGGCCAUCCCAGUUCUGGCACCAGUGGAACGUUGCAAAAGGCAGGACAUCCCUCAUGAGGAGCACUUGAGAGGAAUUUUCAUGGAUUUUGCAUCUAGGCCCAGUACAUGUUACCAAAUACAAGAUUGUCAGCAGCCUGCUGCCUCCAUACCGCCACACGGCUCACAACUAGCCAGGAGGCAAGACUGCCAGACUGUCAGUCCUGAUGUAGCUCUUCCAGAAGAACAGCCACAUUCCAGCUCUCAGUGUGCUCCCAUCAGCUGUCUACCUAAGCCUCCUCCUUAAGCCUAAUCUUCAUAUGCAACCUAAGAGUCGGGGGGCGGGGAAGCCCCCACAAAGAAACUGAGUCGGGGUUCUCACAGCAAAGGUACAGUUUGCGCCGAAGGAACCAUUAGGCAUUGCUGCCUUUUUGCUGCAUUGAUGAGUCCGGACACAUAUCUAUGGUCUUAAAUCAACUGAGGAUGUAUGGAAGAGCACAAAGUACAGUGCCCGAACUGUUCAAGAAGAUCAUUUAAGGUUCCUCUGGUUACAUCCAGAUAAUCACGGCUACAGUUUGGAUGUCAAAAUACGUUUGUCCCAGCCAUUUGGCUUGUACUGCUAAUAUGCUGGGAAGUUAAAACUACUGAAACAAAACAAAGAAAAUGUGUUACAAAACCUGAUUUUGACAGUUGAGCCACAGCCACAACUCUAGUUUUUCUUUAUGUGGAUUAAAGGGUGUUCAAUAUCUUUGUUUUCAUUUUAUCAUAUUUGCACCAUGAGUUUAUUAGAAAUACAGUCCAUGCCGUGUGAAUGUUUUUCUUCUGGGUUGUUUUUGGUUUUUUUAAGUGACGCAGAAAUAGUUUACCUAGGGAAUGAUUCCCCCGUUAGGGUUUUUGUUUUGUAACUGAGGAUUAUUCACUUGGCCAAAGUGUGUGGCCUGGUGUUCUCUUUUUCUUAAUUGCACAAAAAAUGUUGAAAGUGUGUUGAACUGGAAUGUGAACUUUGGGGGCAUUGCAGAAAAAGCUGGAUGUGCCUAAAUCCCGUUGAAAUAAAUAGGCACACGGUGAAGCACUUGAAACCCACCAACAUCAACAGAAUUCAGGCAUGUCUAACUUUUCCUGCAUUGUGCCCAUUGACUUGUACUUUUCUGCUGCACUGGUAUUGUUUACGCACUUAUUUUAUAACUAAUAUGAUAUUAGCUGCUGGUUGUUGUUUUAAUACUUCACUAGGAUCUGAUUAAGCCGAAAAUGGGUUUUAGUGAACAGUGCAUUUAAUAAUUGUUUCCCUGUGGUUAACUUUUGUGUUUUGGGGAGGUGCUUGUUUUUGUUUUAGGGACUUCCCUCCCUCCUUUUUUGCAUUUCAGAUAAGCUGAUGACUUGGUGCUGCUCAUUUUUCUGUUUGGUAUCUGGACAAAAAAAAACAACAGGAAAUGAACUUGAAGUAAACAUGCUGUGUUAUAUUAUAACUGUAAUGUUCAGGAUGUUCUUCACUUGCUGCUCCCAAGUUCAGUGUUUAACUAGGUUAAAGCCUUCCCUUGGCAAAAGAAAGUCAAGGAAAAAAGAAGAGGUAACUAAAUGUAACAAAAAAUAGUACAUUUCCAGCUGCACUGGGUGGUGAAUUCAGCUGUGCAGGUGGGAUUGAUGUCUUGGACUGAAGAUAAUUGUUUUAAAUUAUUGCUCUAGUGCAUUUUUUUUCCUUGCCAAAACCCCCAGCUACUAUAAAGAUCUAUCUCAUGUCAGUUUGAUGACAAAUACUCAGGUGACACACAGGAAGCAGAUUCUGUUCCUGCACUGCACAGCGUUCCCACUCUUAAGAAUCUCUCCUUCAACAAAUGUUUUGAGGAGCAGUGAGUAUAGAAGAAAACCAAGAAUAUUCAGAUUUAUUUUGCACAUUGCCUGGGAGCGAGUCAGACUGCUGACUAGGCUUAGAGACAUCACUUUUAUCCGUCUGUUGCAUUCCCCAGAUACAAUUCUACCCAUCUGUGCUAAUUAGCAGAAUUCUUGCUCUCAAACAGGUAGCCUUAAUACAUUUGAAAUAAGGCCUGGGCAGAUUCACGUCUCUUUGUCUUUCCUACUUGUGCAGUGUUCAUAUGAUCCACAAGGCAGAAAUGUGAAGAUGUCCUGAACCAUGCAGCAGCCUUGACAUAAAUCAAAGGCAGCUGGGAUAAUUUGGCCUAGGCCAUCUGAAUUUGAGAGAAAGAAAAUGAUACAUUCAUUACCAAAAAGAAAAAUAAAGGGAGGACUUUAAGCCAAGGAUAGUCUAGAUGGCCAAUCAUUGUGCCUAACAAUCAUUACAAAACCAGUAACCAAGGUGCUAAAAAACAGGAAUAGUCCUAAACAGCAAUUCCUGUAAUAGAAUCACAACAGAACAGCUGAGCUUUUGUAAUGGAUUAGAAAUUCAGAGUCAGAGGUAAAAAGUAAUUUAGCAGUGGAAUCUACAAGCCACUUGAAAGCAACAUAUUUUGAUCCUUAAGGGCAAAUAUGUGGUACUGUGGGGACUUAAUUAAACAGCAAUGCAUUGGCUUUAAAUGGCUUGUGACUGAUAGUCAAACUUGUAUGUAAGUCUGCUGUUAGAAACCUAACAGUGCUUUGUACUCAUUUAUCCUUUUUGUUUCCAUGUUCCUUAUCUUGUGAUAUGUUUAACAUUUUAAUGCUGUAUCUUAUCCUCAUAUUCUUAUGUAACAAGUGAAUGUCUUCAAUUCUUUCAUGUAAACAGCAUCUAGGGCUGCCACCUCUAGCUUUAGAUGGGGUUCUUUCAUCAAAUAAAAUUUAAAAACCUAAUAAGUGGGGUGAAGGGAAACAAGGAGCCUUGUGACAACUUAAGAGACCCAACACAUUUAUUUCGGUGAAAGCUUACACCAAAUGUUGCACCACAAUGAACGUGCUUGCCUUUAAGGUUCUAUGCGACUUUCUGUUGUUUUGCUGCAACAUGCACUUAACACAGCUAACCUUCUUAAAGCUAUUGCACAGGGGUUUGUGAUUAAACUAAGUACCUACUAGUCUACUGACACGGGAAUCCCGUUGAGGGGUAGAGGUGGCAACCUUGUUGGCAUAAUGUUGGCAAACACUGAAAUGAGCCCUUACGUGGAGUUUGUUUUGUUUUUCAAUUGGGUAUGAUCUACUCUAAAUUAUGCAUGAUGAUUUCAGACAGAAAGAGAGAGCUAAGCACAUGCUUAAAUCUCAUUCACUGAAAUCGAUAUGCCUUAAAAAUGCUUAAAAUUGGUUGGAACAUGCUCUUUAUAUCUAAUUGAUUUUAUUAAGGAUAUGUUUCAGCUAGGCCAAUGUACCCCUCAGAAUACUGGGUCUUGUUCAGAUAUGAAAACAUGAGCGUUGCUGCUUAAGCAGCACUACUGCAACUGCCUCUUAUUCUUACCAAAUAUCUUUUAGAACUACGAAGAUAUUAUUAUUAUUAAAAUUAUUCCAAUGAAGUACAUUAAUGGCUGCAAUCCUAUGCAUACUUACCAGGAAAUAAAACCUACUGAACAAAGUGAGACUUGAAAGUAAAAAAUGCAUAGGAUUGCACUGUUAAGCUUCUGCCCUAAGCACAUUUGCUCUGACCUAAGUUCCACUGAACUCCAGGGAACAUACUUCCAAGUAAUUGUGUUGAGAAUUUCAGUUUUUCUUUCUAAUAUAUAUUGCAGUUGGGGGUAGGGAGGUUAUUCUUUUGAAAUGUUUAUUUCCAGAGCAUUCAAAGUACUGAAAAUUAUAAUUUUGGGUCGCAUCGAAAGAAUAAAAAAUUGAAUGCAAACAUAAUAGAGCUCCAAUGCAGAGAUGGUCAUGAGUACCCCGCAAAGCGAUGAAGUUACACGUUCCUAUCUAUAUCAGAAGAUGAGAAUGCACUUGUUCACCCACACUGUGCAGAUGCAAAUGAGAGGUGGGGGAUUUGCUAUGGAUUUGCACCCACCUCCAUACAUGUACCCUGUUUUAUCUGGACAUGAAAAUAUCCAGUGCUGACCUUCAUUCAUGGAAGGCAAAUAUAUAGACCUGCACUUUCUUCCCUGUGUGCUGUGCAGGUUAGUAUGCACCACACGUUUCUGGAUGUAGGAAGGCUGCUGCAUUAUGCCUGCAGUAAUGGCUGGGUCAUAAUUAUGUCAAGAUUAAUUACUAGAAACUCAAGGUCUGAGUGCAAAAAUGGUAGAAUACCUACCAAUAGUUCUCAGAAGGCCCCCUCAAAGCUAUAUAUAACCCAAAGGGUAUGGUUUAGUCCCGAGAACCUACAAGUCUACGAGUGGAGUGGUUUCAAAACAAGUCAACACUUUGCUAACAAAACUUGCUUACCUGGAUAUUACUGGUAUUAGUAACAUUGGACCUUAAACUUAACUAUGGCAGAGGAGUGGGACAAAAAAUAACUAUUGAGUAAUCCUGUACUACUGAAGCCAGAAAGGGUUCAACCUGAUAUCUAAUUCAAUGAGAUUACAAAUGAUCCCUUUCUUGGUUGAUUCUUUUCAUCUGGUGACUGUUUGACUUUAAAUUAUGUUAUUUCCUUUGUUUAUAAAGGUGUCCUUUAUUUCAAAAUUCCAGGUACUGAGGUACAUUAGAAUCCAGGUACAUUAGAAGCACAGCCAUUUCCUUAUUUAUUUCUUGCUUUAAAAAUAGCCUUUUUUCUUCCUUCAAGGUUUCUUUCAGUUGUUCAUUUCUAUACCUAAAAGGGACAUAUAGUAAUCAGAGUUUUUAUUCCAUAUAUUUAAUUUUUUUGGUUCAUAUUCUGCAUAAAAGAAAAAAAAAGAAAAGCAAUUAAUUGCAUUCAGCCUUAAGGCAGAAAUGCAUCUAAAUAUGCAAUAUAUUUAAAAGCUUGCAUGAUGUGAUUUCAUGUACCCUUUCCCAUAACCCUGAUAAUGAAGCUGAAUAAUUCUUAUUUCAUGAGAUAGUCUUUCCCGCUUACUGCAUAUUGGAAAUGCACGUCCAAUAUAACUUUCAUCAAGAGACGCACGGCUUAAAUCCUCAUUGCAUUUUAAUCUCUCUCCCGCAGAGCUCUUGAUAAUCCCCUCUAUUAAAUCUGAAGGUAACAAAGUGAUAAAUUGACAAGACACAAAGGAAAAAAUAUGUUGCUGCGAGUGGAGAUAAUUUGCUGUCAGACUCUGGAGGGAUGGGGGCCUUGUGUUUCAAUUAGUGUCUUGAUAUGAAGGUACAUGUGCUGCUCAUUAUUAUUAUGCACUGAUUGUUUUGAUUUUUUGCAGCAUAAACAGAUUUUGUUUUUAUUGCAACUUUGACUUUAUUAUUAUAUCUGUUUUGGAGAUUUGUCAGAAGUGUUUGGUACAAAUGUUAGGUGAACAAUCUUGCUAACCAGCUCUGGAGGGUGGGGGGUGGGGAGAGAAAGAAGAGUAAUCUAGCUUUGAAAACUUAUUUCUUCAGGGGUAUGGCUUUGUGCACCAUAUCUUUGAAUAGACCUAAGUACACCUCACUAGUUAUAGACCUAGUGCUUCAAACCCUGUGGUUUGACUGUUAAAGGGUUGAUUAAAUCAAUCCUUUAUAAGUAAAGAGAGAGAGAGAACCUUAAAAUCCUGAUGUUUUGUGAUUUUGUAAUCUAUGAAUGUUCCCCUUUGCAUGAAUAUCCUUAUCUAAUUAACUACACGAAAGGACAUACUGUGUUAUACUGUAUUCCAAAUGGUUUUAAAUAAUGGUGCAGUUUGCAUUAAAAUACAAUUUGUAUACUGCUGUAAAAGUCGGCUGUUCCUAAACUAAAUUGAAAUUCUGUUGUAAAGCCUUUUUGAGGUUGAAUGGAGUAUUUCUAGAUGGUGGAGGAUACAGAUAGAUGUGCUAAUUGACUUAAAGGUUGAAUGUCAGAAACUUUUAUUGUGUUGCAAUUCUGAUUUUAAGACAAGAAUAUUGACCAAUUCUGGAUUCCAAAACAACUCGUUUUGAAGGCUUUGAAUUAUUGCCAUGUCAAACUCUCUCCCAUCCCAGUCUUGAAACUGUAGACAAUCCUAGAAACAUUGCUUCGUGAGGGAAUCAUGUGCUUGUACAUGUGUGGUAUUAUCAUGCGGGUUGAAUGGUUGGGAAAAUAAGACGCUCCAGAACUGAAGAAACUAAAUUAGAAGCUAAUAUACUGAUUCUUAUAUCAUUAUGUUCCAAUUAAAAUUAUGGUGUAAUGCAUAACUAUCCCAGUAAAUAAACUGGCCAUUUUUUGUUCCUUGAA